Naegleria lovaniensis is the source of this 1257-nucleotide messenger RNA. RefSeq lists its product as uncharacterized. Lineage: Eukaryota; Heterolobosea; Eutetramitea; Acrasida; Naegleriidae. Gene Ontology annotation, molecular function: beta-ketoacyl-acyl-carrier-protein synthase III activity; 3-oxoacyl-[acyl-carrier-protein] synthase activity. The transcript is spliced from 5 exons. The record is from RefSeq and is a predicted model, not a curated record. Gene Ontology annotation, biological process: fatty acid biosynthetic process. Bases 1 to 1257 code for a protein of 418 amino acids.
AUGGUCGUACAACAUCUCUUUCCAGACUCUUCCUUGAAUUCUUCCGUGCUCUCAUUGAAUAUGGAACUGAAUCAGUGCUCGGGAAAGCAUCAAGAAGAAGAAGAAGAAGAGGAUAAUCAUAUCCGAUUAGUUCCAAAAGAAGUGUCAUUGCCAGUGAAAAUUGUAGGAAUGGGUCGUUAUCUACCUCCUCAUGUGGUUCCGAGCAGUACCAUUGAUGUUUUGUGUGGAAAACCAAAAGGUUUCACUGAGAAGACAACUGGAAUUAAAGAGAGAAGAUGGGCCAACAGUGUCGAACACGUGUUAAAAGUGAGAAAACAGAAAUUUGCAAAGAAUGUCGAUAAAUUUCUUUCAAAGGAAGAAUUAAACCUUACCUCUGAACAAGCUAAAGAAUUGAAAGAAAAGGAAGUCACCAUUUCAUGGAUGGGAGCUCAGGCAGCGUUGGAAGCUUUGAAAAAUGCUGGAAUGACUACGAAUGAUAUUGAUCUCAUUGUCAAUGCAUCUGGAACACCUCAAAGAACGAUACCAGAUACUUCAUGUUUUUUACAUAAGGAACUUGGUUUGAGUGAGAGUGGAAAACCUUCAUUAUCCGUUCACUCGACAUGUUUAUCUUUUAUGAGUGCUUUUCAUAUGUGUGCAGGAUUAAUUUCAAGUGGAAUGUAUCAAACGAUUUUAAUUGUUUCUGCUGAGAUUAGUACUGUGGGAUUGAAUUUUGAGGAAAAUCCACAUGCUGGAGGAUUAAUUGGAGAUGGUGCAGCUGCUGUAGUAUUAACACGAUCUAAACCUGGAGAAAAGAGUCAACUCUCAAAAUAUUUAUUUUCUACUUAUAGCGACGGAGCUGAUUAUACAUCAAUUCGAUCUGGAGGAAGUGAAUUUCAUCCUAAUCAUGUCUAUACACCAUCCAAUUACAUGUAUUUUGAUAUGAAUGGAAAAAAGAUUUUAGAAUUUACUGCAUCAAGAAUGAUUCGAGUCAUGGAAGAUUAUCAACCUGGUCUUUCGAGUGGCAACUUGAAAGAUAUUGAUUGGGUAGUUCCUCAUCAGGCGAGUUAUGCAGCAUUUCACGUGAUGUCCGAUGUGCUAGGUUGGCCUUCUGAGAAAAUUGUAAAAACUUUGGAAAAGUUUGGCAACACAAUUUCUGCAAGUAUUCCAAUGGCUCUUUAUGAGGCCAUUCAAGAUGGAAGAAUUAAAAGAGGAGACAAUGUUUUUAUGAUUGGAACUGGAGCAGGCUUAACAACAGGCAUGAUUACAUUCACCUAUUAG